Trichophyton verrucosum HKI 0517 is the source of this 4533-nucleotide messenger RNA. RefSeq lists its product as uncharacterized. The coding region runs from base 1 to 4533 and encodes 1510 amino acids. The record is from RefSeq and is a predicted model, not a curated record. Gene Ontology annotation, cellular component: plasma membrane; endoplasmic reticulum; cytoplasm. Gene Ontology annotation, molecular function: protein binding. The transcript has 8 exons. NCBI's taxonomy places the organism in Eukaryota, Fungi, Ascomycota, Eurotiomycetes, Onygenales, Arthrodermataceae.
AUGCGUCUUUCUUCCUCCGCCAGACUCGGCCUCCUGCUCUUAUCUGAAGUUUUUAAUUUUUAUUUUUUGUAUCCUUGUGGUGGGCCAAAUGCCCAUGCGGUCUUGACCAAUGACGUGGUCAGCCUUAAAGCUCACCGGUUCGCUGACUCAUCCAACUUAACCUACUCGAGCUUGAUUGACGUUGACAUGUUUGAGCAGCCCGAAAAGGUAAAGCCUCGUCGUGUGGUUGCAAAGACAUGGCAGCAGGUCUUCCUGAUUUACUAUAUUUCCUUCACAUUUAUCCUGCCUCCUCUUGCUGAUCCCAAGUGCUCUACGGUGGAGAUGGCGUCACAGAUACAACUCUCGAUACCACAGGAAGGGAAACUGGUGAAUGUCGUACCCGUAGUUUUAAAGGAAGCCGCUCUUGAUUCACCGAGUUUUCGAGCUACGACGGUACAUUUCUCCGAGCAGAUAGAUUAUAUGGAAAGAUGGCUCGACAAUUAUAUCAAAACUACAGGGCGGCUUACAUCCGAGCUGGCGUCGCUGGAGAACAUAUCGAACGGAAUCCUUGCCCAUAUCACCUCCCCGCCGAAUAUCUCCGAAGCCAUCCUCGAUCAGGACUAUGCUCUACUCGCAAUGAAACGUUACGGGGAGUGCUUUAGAGAUAGCUGGUCUGGAAUGAUAAAUGCAACCAAGCGGUUCGAGGUACAAGUCGCAGAACCUAUCAGGGCGUUCAUGCAGGGAGACAUACGAGCAUUUAAGAUAUAUUGCUAUUCUCCGUUAACACCUGCCCAGGAGCUGCGAAGGGUUCUCGAUCAAACUCAGAAGCAGUUUGAUCAGCUACAAGCAAGAUACUCCUCUCAGGGAAAAUCAAAAGAACCGUCUUCUUUGAGGGAAGAUGCAUUCCAACUACAUGAGGCCAGGAAAGCAUACCUCAAAGCCUCCAUGGACUUCUCUGUACAAGCUCCACAGCUCAAGGUUGCAUUGGAAAAGCUUCUUGUCAAAGUGUUUUUUGAUCAGUGGCGAGAAUUCCGGGUUGUCAGGGAUGCAUCCUCAGCUACCUUCACCAAAUAUGGGCAGGAGAUGGAGCGAACAAAAGGAUGGACCCAUGAGUUGGAGGCAGGUGAGAAGUCUGCUCGCAGAGAUCUACUGAUUGCAAGAAAACAAAUUGAAGAGUCUGUUGAGUAUUCUACGAGACCUUCAAGAGAGCUGGACGACUAUUCUAUAUCCACAGUGCCAUACCUUGGCUCACACGGACCUGCGUCUGUCAAACUUGCUGAGAGCCAUGUUUUCCUACCGGAAAAGCAAGGCUGGCUCAACCUAAGGGUCCUCACGGGAAAGCCAACGAGGACACUCUGGGUGCGGCGUUGGGCUUUUUUGAAGAAUGGAAUUUUUGGUUGUCUGGUUCAGAACCCUAGGACUGGUGGAGUGGAAGAGAGUGAACGAAUAGGUGUAUUGCUUUGCAGCAUCCGCCCAGCUUUUCAAGAAGAACGUCGUUUCUGUUUCGAGGUUAAGACCAAAAGCAACACAAUCCUACUACAGGGAGAGACUCAAAAAGAACUCACAGACUGGAUAGGGUCAUUUGAAGCUGCUAAACGAAAAGCUCUUGAAAGCCCUAGUUCAGAGAUGUCAGCGGCUUCAAAAUCGAAAUCACCAGACCCAGCGUUUGCAAUCUCACAACCCCCUGCCCCUGAAUUUGCCGCAGAUCCUUCCGACUCUUUGACCCCGAACACCACUGGGGAGCUGCCUGCUGUUGAACGCGGGGUCACCACGCCUUUACUGGAUUUGGAUGCGCUAGGUGUCAGAAGUAGUGCUGAUUUCUCUCACUCUAGACGAUCUACCGGUCCAGACAGAGACGCUGAUGGUGCUGGUCGGGAUCACACUUCAAGGAUAAUCCAGAAGUUAGAUAUCCAUCGAAAACAAAAUCCAAAUUCGCCUCUCCUUGUGCCACCUUCGCCUGCGCAACCAUCGAGUGGCAUUGCUAGCUUGAUAUCCGCGAGCCAUAGUAUGUUCCCUGUCACGUCUGUUCCAUUUGCAAAGGAUGGCAAUGUCGACAGCGGUAAACCAAGAGGUGCCUCUAAAGGAGAUCGCAGUCACACCUCCCUUGCACCAUCAACAUUAGUUAACCCCCCUGCGCCUACAAGCAUGAGUAGAGUGGCUAUUAUGGUCAGCGCUGAGCGAGGCAUUGGUAUGGGACCAGGCGAUACUGCAAGCUCGAUACCCACUGGAAUGAUGGCCAAUUUAUGGGGAAGUUCGCAAUGGGCAAUGGUGAAUCAACUUCAACGAGACGAACCAACUGGAGCCCCUGCGAGUACUUCUAAUCACCCCGUAGUUGAAAUAACUCCAGAUACCCCCUCCAGCUCUACAGGUAACCCCCAAGGUCGUACAUCUAUGACACGUCAUAGGGCUACAGUCAGCCUUGGAGACACUGGAGCAUUCCAUCCAGAUACCGUCACAGCACUUCAUGACUAUCCAUCUUACUAUCCACAGCAACUCAGACCCCACAACUCUCAAUUUCGCCUACUCUUCCCACAUAUACCCAGAAACGAAAGUCUUGUUCUUGUUUUCAGGGCUACAUUUAGCCCAAAUGAUCAACAAGAUUUCCCAGGAAGAGCGUUUGCAACUACUCACAACAUCUACUUCUACAGCAACCAUCUUGGGCUUGUUCUAACCACCUGCGCCAAUUUACGCAGUAUAACCGAGGUUACUGCUGCACCGGGUAGGGAUUGUGACUUUUUAUAUCUCCAUGUUGUUCCGGAAAAAGGGAGCGAUAUUCCUGGACGUUUGGGAGUGAAGACAUUCCUGGAGCCCUUGAAACUACUGCAGAGAAGACUGAAUUACCUUGUCACCAACGCUGCUCUCGACAAUCCAGCGGGCUUAGAAACAGUAAUUAACACUCUGAUUAAGCUGGAAACCACUGGUCCGACAAGAACACCUAGUAUGGACAGUUGGGAAGAUGUAUCUUUGAACACCCCAGCUGAUGACGGUACCAUGGUACCAAAACCAGAGAAAUUGCUGAAAGCCAGCACAUACAUUGACCAUGACCUGGAUAUCGAUCCCACCAAGCAGAACUCUGCCACACAAGCUUCUCGUAUAAGAUUGCCUUCACAGCCAGUCAUAUAUGAACCACAAGGGUCCCUUAACCUUGCUGCUGAACAAUACGUUAACAUGAGCCCCAAAGCUUUGUUCCUCGUGCUUUUCGGAGAUAAUAGUCCGAUUUGGCAGCUGUCUCAGCACCAAAGAAGAGCGCAGACUAAUGGUAUGAAGAUAUCAAGCAAGGGCCCUGGGUCACUUUACCUUCCUCCCAUCUUCGACGUGAGAUGGCGUAUCAAAUUCGCAUGGUUGAUACAUUCGGUAAGAUUUUCCAAAAACUCUCAAUUUUCCCACUCAACUAAUAUUGUAUAUCAUCUAGGACGAUCCCACCUCGCAGACGUCUGUGAUUACCAAAUCAUAGAUGUAUUUAACGACCACCUUUGCUAUGUUGUCACGGACAAACGCACUCCCUGGCAUCUACCAUUCAAGCGGCAAUUUAGGCUCGUUAGCAAAGCUGUCAUCACCCAUGUUUCCAAAUCUAAAUGCAAGCUAGCUAUAUUCACCAAGGUUGAGUGGAUAUCGCAGCCAUAUCUUAUAAGCAACUUGAUCGACCUAGUGUCAGACCAAGUAAAACGACUUGGGCCGUAUCCUACAACGAAAAGCGCAAUCUCCAUGUUUGGUAACAUUGGCCAUCAGACAGAAACUUCCAACAUCACAGUUUCUGAAAGGGUUCGGUUACAGCUUCAGCGCCCAUUAAAGCAGAGUGGUUUGCUGCCACUGCUACUAGAAACAUCUGGAUCGUUAUUCCAAUCUGCAGCAUCUUCCUUGAUUAUCUGGUUCUGGGCCCUGCUUCGAUGGAUUUGGAAAGUAUCUAAUGCCAAUAAGACUAUUCUAUUGCCAUUGAUCCUCAGUCUUCUCGCUAAUGGGUUUCACUCAUGGCGUGAUACAAUGGAUUGGUGGCAAGAACGCAACGCGGGUAAAUUCAUGGCCCGCCUUGGUGUUCGUCCAAACGUAGUGAUGGGCAAAGCAGUCUAUCUUAAAGAUUUAAAUGACGCUGUUCCGGAUUCGGUAGGGAUCCAGGGCUUCAAUACUAGCAUUUGUUUUUCAACAUUCCGUGAAGAGAACGGGUUGACAAGAGAUAACUUACUAUUACCGCCAUCAGGCACACCUGCUCAGAAUAAAAUAUCACGUAACGCAGCAUACCGGCUCCAACGCACUCGGGAAAGACUUGGGUCCUAUCGCCACAACCUCCUUGUUGGCCUAAAGGUGGUGAAUAGCAUCGAGAAGGAGGUUCUUCACUUGGAGUGGGAGCGAUGGCUUCGUCGAGAAACCGGGAGAUGCGCCAUGCUUGAUAUAAUGCUCAAAGAGCAUAUACAAUAUCACGAUAAUGACGACUAUGACGGAGUUUUGGGUAUUCGAAAACAGAUUUUAUCUGGAAACCAGAAGGAAAUUGAGAAGUGGUAUAAGGAGUAUUGUUCGAGUUGCCAGCGGGACCAGGAGAGGAUUCAUAUCAAUAAUUAG